Nymphalis io (European peacock) is the source of this 1478-nucleotide messenger RNA. RefSeq names its product mitochondrial 2-oxodicarboxylate carrier. Bases 142 to 1074 code for a protein of 310 amino acids. NCBI's taxonomy places the organism in Eukaryota, Metazoa, Arthropoda, Insecta, Lepidoptera, Nymphalidae. The transcript has 4 exons. The record is from RefSeq and is a predicted model, not a curated record.
CAGAGGCCGUAGGCGCAAUUUUUGGUAUUUUUAAAAUAAACCUUGCACACCGAGUAGUGUAUUGCGAACGCUUAUUGCGGAAUGGUUACCGUUGCAGUAUUAUUGUGUUAUUAGUAAUUGUUGUUAAAAAAAAUUAAAAAAAUGGGUGAUAUAGAAAAACAUUUAAAACAAGCUGCAAUGCAAGUUGGAGCUGGUGGAAGUGCAGGAUUUAUAGAAGUGUGCAUCAUGCAUCCUCUCGAUCUUAUAAAAACAAGAUUACAAUUGCAAGCUAAUAAAUCUUCUUUAAAAAGUUCGGAUCCUCACUAUUACAAUGGAAUAAUUGAUUGUAUGAAGAAAAUGUAUAGAUAUGAAGGUGUAACAUCAUUUUGGAAAGGAAUUUUGCCACCGAUUUUAGCUGAAACUCCAAAACGUGCUGUAAAAUUCGUAACAUUCGAACAAUACAAGAAAUUAUUUUUAUUUGGCUCCAGUUCACCUACACCUUUAACCUUCGCUUUAGCUGGUCUUGGAUCUGGAAUAACUGAAGCAAUUCUGGUUAAUCCAUUCGAGGUUGUCAAAGUGACUCUUCAAUCGAAUAGAGCGUUAGCAACCGAAGUUCCGAGUACAUGGACGGUGACUAGGCAGAUUGUGAGAGAAAAUGGGCUUGGAUUCAGAGGCCUUAAUAAAGGUCUAACAGCAACUAUAGCAAGGAACGGAGUUUUCAAUAUGGUCUAUUUCGGAUUCUAUCACAGUGUCAAAGGAUAUUUACCAGAAUAUGAGGAUCCUCUUUUAGAAUUUGGUCGAAAAGUUGCUAUCGGAUUUACGUCAGGUGUUCUCGGUUCUUGCGUAAAUAUUCCAUUCGACGUCGCGAAGAGUCGUAUCCAGGGUCCGCAGCCAACACCGGGCGUCAUUAAAUACGGCUCGACGACUGGGGCCAUUAUACUGGUGUAUAAGGAAGAAGGGUUCCGUGCUCUUUAUAAGGGACUUCUGCCAAAGGUACUUCGAUUAGGUCCAGGAGGAGCUAUUAUGCUUGUUGUAUAUGAUUACGUUUAUCACUAUUUGGAGGAUAAGUUUCAGAACAAACGCCACAAUUUAUAACCUAUAACAUCUCUGUUUAAAAAAAGUAUUUAAAUAUAUUCAAAUUUAUGUAGAUAAAAUUGGGCUCUUAGUCGACCUACAAAUGUAGUCAAAUUAUGAAUGUAUAUAUUUUUAUAUUUUAGAAGUAGUAGUAAUAAAAGGUUAGUCAAAUAUGUAAUACAUAAAAGGAAAGGUAUUUCGAAUAUUUUUAUUAAUUUAACGUAAUUGCUUAUAUAAAUAUGUAUUAAAUUAACCUUUUUGCAGCAUUUUAACUUUAUUUUGUAAGUGAUACUGCCGCACCAUACGACUUUAUAAUAGACUAAAUAUUAUUAUUAUAAUAGAAACAUGGAAGUAAAAAAAAUAGUUUGUUUAUGAAAACUAAGACAGAAAUACUUAUUAUAUAAAUUUUUUACCAUAACCGAGUA